AUGCAUCGGCAAGACCAACAUCACCAUAGCAGCAACCGUUACAACAACAACAACAACAACAUCAGUUGCGGCAACAACAAGAACAACAAUUGCAACAUCUACAAGAAGAACUUCCGGUCUCUACUUUUGAUGUUUCUGAUGAUGACGUCAUCGUUAGUGAUGUGUCAAAUAGAAAAGAAGCUUCGGUACUCGGUGAAAGAGGAGGUGAAGGUUGGCCAUGUGAUCGGUACUGUUGGUGAUGCUUACAAGAGAUACGGCGCCAAAUCGAAUUUGAAAUACAAAUUCCUGAACCAGCAACCGACAUGGCUGAAGAUAGAUGAGGACACGGGAACUAUGAUCAUAACCGAAAGCAACUGCAACAAGCAUUUUACCAGCAGCAGCAACAACGACAACAACUUCAACAACAACUGCAACAAUCUAUCCACGAACAAUUGCUACAUCAACAUCAACUUUUUCUUCGCCGUCAACAAAAACAUUUUAACAGUAAAAUAA
Messenger RNA from Helobdella robusta, 492 nucleotides. RefSeq lists its product as hypothetical. The record is from RefSeq and is a predicted model, not a curated record. The coding region runs from base 1 to 492 and encodes 163 amino acids. The transcript has 3 exons. Lineage: Eukaryota; Metazoa; Annelida; Clitellata; Rhynchobdellida; Glossiphoniidae.